Botrytis porri is the source of this 618-nucleotide messenger RNA. RefSeq lists its product as uncharacterized. The record is from RefSeq and is a predicted model, not a curated record. The transcript has a single exon. NCBI's taxonomy places the organism in Eukaryota, Fungi, Ascomycota, Leotiomycetes, Helotiales, Sclerotiniaceae. Bases 1 to 618 code for a protein of 205 amino acids.
AUGGUUGAAGGUAAAAUCCAACAAGCGUCCUGCAGCGGUUCGUUCGUUAUCAGCGCCGCCAAAAUCGAUUCCCGCAUCAAGGCCAUCGCCAUAGCGAGUAUGUAUGACAUGGGCUCAGUCACCCGCAAUGGGCUGCGUCAUGCUCAGACCCUUGAGCAGCGUGAAGAAAUUAUUCUACGUGCAUCGGAGCAGCGCUGGGCGGAGGUUGACGGGGCUGAAGUUGCAGUCACUGGCGGCACACCUAACGUGCUCACCAAUGAGUCAACCGCCAUUGACCGCGAGUUUUACGACUUCUACCUCACCUCUCGUGGUGAGUUCACCCCACCGACAACCACGCCAAACCUCACUACCCUUCCCACUGUCGCAAGUCAAACCAAGUUCUUGAACUUCUAUCCCCUUAACGAUAUCGACGCCAUCUCCCCACGUCCAAUGCUUUUCAUCUCUGGUGACCAGGCACACUCACGUGAGUUUAGUGAGGAGGCAUAUGCGCGUGCUGGCUUCCCAAAGGAGUUAGUCUGGAUUCCGGGCGCAGGACAUGUCGAUCUCUACGACCGCGUUGAGCUCAUUCCCUUCGACAAGCUCACCCAAAUCUUCCAGCAAAUUCUUGCCGCCAACUAA